This is a messenger RNA of Striga asiatica, 1449 nucleotides long. The record is from the annotation of a GenBank genome assembly. Lineage: Eukaryota; Viridiplantae; Streptophyta; Magnoliopsida; Lamiales; Orobanchaceae.
UACAAACUUGCCCAUAUUUUAGACUCUAUACUAACGCGUUACUGUUAAUUAUUCCCAUUUUACCCUUUCCACACAAUUUAUAUUCUCCCCCAACAACAACAACACGCCUUCAGAAAGAAGAAAAAAAAAAUAGUACUAAUAGAAAUGAGAAAAGAGAAAGCGAAAAGCAGUUCAUAUUUCCUCACAGCUUUUUCGCUGUAGAGAGAGGUAGAGAGAGAAAGUUAUGAUCUGUAAUUAUGAGCAGAUAAUAAGCAAAUCGGAAGAUGUUGAGAAGAAAACCAAUGGAAGUUGUAGUCGCUAAGCUCCCAAAACACGUUAUCGCCCAUUCUCGCGUUUUCCUCUUCGGAUUCUACUGCUGGGAUUGGGAAUUCCUCACCGCCCUUCUGCUCUUUAGCUGCUAAUUUCCAUAUAUCCCCCAAAAUCAAUCAAUUAAUUACUUAAAUUACACGCUCUAUAAGAAGUAGAUUUUAUUGAAAAAAAAAUUCUCUGUAUAUUUUUUUUUCCUUCUUUCUAUUUCCCUAAAUUGUGCCGGGCCGGGCCGGGCCGGGCCGUGGGAAAAUGGCGCAGAGGUCGGUGCCGGCGCCGUUUCUGACAAAGACUUACAAUUUGGUGGAUGAUCGGGAGAGUGACGACGUCGUUUCGUGGAACGAGAGUGGUACGGCGUUUGUGGUCUGGAAAACGGCCGAGUUUGCGAAGGAUUUGCUACCGAAUUAUUUCAAGCACAACAAUUUCUCUAGCUUUGUUCGUCAGCUCAAUACCUAUGGUUUUCGCAAAACCGUACCCGACAAAUGGGAAUUCGCGAACGAGAACUUCAAACGAGGGCAGAAGGAUCUCCUCGUCCACAUCCGCCGCCGGAAAGUUGCUCCCUUGGCGACUACUAAAACUGUCGCCGCUACCGCCGGUAAACCCACUUCGCCGACGAACUCCAACGAGGAUCUCGGAUCGAGCUCUACCUCAUCCCACGAUUCCAAAAACCCUAGCUCGGCCGAGACCCAGGCCUCGGCUCAACUGGCCGAUUUAUCUGGCGAGAACGAAAAACUAAAGAAGGACAAUCAAAUUCUGAGCUUUGAACUCGCCCACGCCAAAAGGAAGUGCGACGAGUUGAUAGCUUUACUCACGCGGUGCGUGAAGGUGGCGCCGGAGCAUAUCACCCGCAUCAUGUCCGGUGGAGAUGAUGAUGAGCUGGCUGAUAGCUGUGGAAACAUUGACUUUGAUGACAAUGGCGAAAACGAGAAUUGUGUGAAGCUGUUUGGGGUGGUAGUGAAGAAGAAAAAGAGGGGUUGUAGUGAGAAUAACGAGUUUUCUAGGCCUCAAAAGAAAGAUUUGAAAAGGAGCCUCGAUGUUAGCGUGCCGUGGAUGAAGAUAUCUGCAUCGUCUGGCGAGUGCAGUAAGAAUGUCGAUGGGGCCCGCGUCGUCUCCGUAUUAGGGUGGCUCUCGUCAUCCCCUUGA